Messenger RNA from Perkinsus marinus ATCC 50983, 1011 nucleotides. RefSeq names its product NADPH cytochrome P450, putative. Lineage: Eukaryota; Perkinsozoa; Perkinsida; Perkinsidae. The annotation marks the transcript as partial. The transcript has a single exon. Gene Ontology annotation, molecular function: electron transfer activity; FMN binding; flavin adenine dinucleotide binding. Gene Ontology annotation, cellular component: cytosol. The record is from RefSeq and is a predicted model, not a curated record.
AUGUUGAAGAGGAUGGGCAAGAACCCCUUCGUUCUUGAUACCAAGAAGCUCACCAUGGGUGUUGAUGCUGUCCUCGACAACGAGAUGCGUUUCGGUGCUUUGAAGAAGCGUGAUGCCGAUCUGUACAAGAAGUACAGCUCUGAGCUUGAUGCUUGGGUCCGUGAACGUUACAGCAAGUACCAGAGAUGGGCUGCUUUGGGUCAGGAAGAUAUCUCUAAUGGUGUUCCGCUGACUCUUCUGUACGGCACCGAGACCGGUACUACCGAGGCCUUGGCUUAUCGUGUUGCUGAACUGGCCCGUCAGCGUGGUUACGCUGUGAAGGUCAUGGAGUGCGAUGAGAUGGACGUGAGUGAGCUCCCUGAAAACAAGAACCUUAUGGUUCUUUGCGCUACUACUGGUGAGGGUACCACUCCUAGGACUGCCCUUCACUUCACUGCGCAGUUGCAGCUUGCUGCUAAGGACAACUCCAAUGCUCAUCUGUUGGACGGUGUCCAAUACGGUGUCUUUGCUUUGGGUGACUCCAGUUAUCAUCACUUCUGCACUGCUGCCAAGAGAAUUGACGAUAUCUUCGCUCAGAUGGGCGGUCAAAGGACAGUUGCCAUUGGUCUCGGUAACGAUCAGGAUGAGGACAAGUAUGAGACUGCCUUUGAGGAUUGGAUGCCGAGUUAUUGGAAGUCUGUGAAUGCCCCUGAGCCUGUUGAUGACGGGUCCAUUCCCGACUCUCAGUUCGAGGUUCGUGAGCUUGACUCUGAUGAAGUCGUGGUUGCUCCUUAUGAGAGGAUCAUGCCUCCUCAAACUAUUCAGCUUGGUUUGAAGAAGAACGAUCGUCUCACUCCCAGCGACUACGAGAGGGAUAUUCGUCAUUUGCGCUUCGAAUUGGAGGAUGGUCAGGAUCUUCCCUAUCUUCUUGGUGAUGUCCUCAACAUCCACCCCAUGAACGAGGCUGGCAGAGUUAGUGCUUUCCUUCAGUCUUAUGGUCUCAACCCCUCGGAGAUGGUUAAGAUCACUCCU